CGAUUGACGGGGGUAAAGACCUCCCACAACUCUUUCAGCUGACGAGGCCUUAGAUUAUAUGUUUCUCUUUGAUUUUAUACGUGGCUGAUUUGGUUGAAUUGCUGUUUGAAACGCAAAUUUCUGCGUGCCAUGGCCCCAAAAGGAAACAAACAACAAUCUGAAGAGGAUCUGUUGCUUCAAGAUUUUAGCCGGAAUCUCUCUGCAAAGUCUUCGGCACUGUUUUACGGCAAUGCUUUCAUCGUGUCUGCAAUACCGAUAUGGCUGUAUUGGAGAAUAUUGCACAUGGAUCUGGUACAGUCGGCAGUUCUUUAUAGUGUCAUGACACUUGUCAGCACAUACCUAGUGACAUUCGCAUAUAAAAAUGUCAAAUUUGUUCUCAAACACAAAGUGGCCCAAAAGAGGGAAGAUGCAGUGUCAAAGGAAGUGACGCGAAAACUUUCAGAGACUGACAACAGGAAGAUGUCUCGCAAGGAAAAGGAUGAGAGAAUCCUGUGGAAGAAAAAUGAAGUUGCAGAUUAUGAAGCCACAACAUUUUCCAUCUUCUACAACAACACCCUUUUCUUGGUGCUGGUCAUCUUUGCCUCAUUUUUUAUCCUGAAAAACUUCAACCCUACUGUAAAUUACAUUUUAUCCAUCAGCGCUUCAUCUGGAUUCAUUGCUUUGUUGUCUACAGGCUCCAAAUAAUUGAACAGAUAUGCACAUAUCCUCAUUCAGGCACAUAUCCUCUGGAAUGAUGUAUACCAGUUACCCUAUAUAUUGUUAUGGUGUGGUACAGGUUGAGCAGAAAAUGGAGUUUGGAAAAGAGCUCUAUAAGUUAUGAGGUUAAAUGGAUAACUGGAUGAACCAUUACUUCUGUACAGUAUUUUGUACAUUCCUUUCUUAACCAGAUGUAAAAAGUAAAGUGCUCUUUGUAUUUUUGACUUAA
This is a messenger RNA of Protopterus annectens (West African lungfish), 925 nucleotides long. It is a transcript of the gene SSR3, whose product is annotated as signal sequence receptor subunit 3. The record is from RefSeq and is a predicted model, not a curated record. The transcript has 5 exons. The coding region runs from base 130 to 684 and encodes 184 amino acids. Lineage: Eukaryota; Metazoa; Chordata; Ceratodontiformes; Protopteridae. Gene Ontology annotation, biological process: SRP-dependent cotranslational protein targeting to membrane. Gene Ontology annotation, cellular component: endoplasmic reticulum; membrane.